This is a messenger RNA of Tarenaya hassleriana, 1222 nucleotides long. RefSeq lists its product as uncharacterized. NCBI's taxonomy places the organism in Eukaryota, Viridiplantae, Streptophyta, Magnoliopsida, Brassicales, Cleomaceae. The record is from RefSeq and is a predicted model, not a curated record. The transcript is spliced from 3 exons. Bases 116 to 754 code for a protein of 212 amino acids.
UUUUUUAAAAAAAAAGCAGAGAGAGAUUUUAAUUUUCUUGAUGCCAAAACCUAACCAGAAUCCUCAAGGGAAGAGAGAAAAAUAAAACAAAAACGAAAAUAAUAAUUUAUAGCCAAUGACGACACUUUGUAACGAGGAAGGAAGAGUGCAGCCUCCUCGGAGGUGCAAGGACAUAGCUGCAGCGUUAAGAGAUGCAUUCAUGCAGUGUCGCAAAUGCAAAGGGAGGAAGGUUUCACUGUCUGUUCAAGAAGAAGAAGAUGAAGAUAAUCCCAUCUCUGAUUUCGGAAACGAGCAUGAAGUUGUUGUUUGGGAGAUCAGAAACCGGGCAAUGGAGAAACUAAGGCAUAAGCCGAAAACCCUCGUUGAGAGCUUCUCUUGGGCGGCUCCUUCUGGUUCCACUGACCAAGACGCCAUUAAAGAAGAAGACGAGGAAGAAGAGGGAAGUGAGUUUUGUUCAGUGGGGAGCUGUUUCUCCGAGUGUUGCUCGAGUGGACUGAGCAAAGAGGCGUACGUGUCAGCAAGGACGGAGAUAUCGUGUUGCUCGAGCUUAAUGAUGAUGGAGUUCGAGAAUCCAUGGAAGAUGUAUCUGAAGGAAUUCAAGGAGAGAUCUGUGAUUCAAGAGUUCUGCCACUGUGAAGGAUGGCCUUUCGGGUUGGCCAGGAAAGCCGUGUUGCUUCCGCCUCUUCCCAAGUCUCCUGCCGAGUCUUGGUCUUGGAGGAAACGUCACAGGGUUUCUGCUUCUCCUUUUAUCUAAUAAUAAUAAUAUUCAAAAAAUAAAAAACAUCACUUUCUUUUGUUUUUCAUUUGGAUUUGAUUAAAAACGGCCAUGAAUAAUAAUAUCUGACAUGUUUAUGUAUUAUUGGAUUGUGACCAGAGUUUUACAGUGUUUAUCUGCUUAGUUUGAGCUCUUUUUUUUUUUAUUCGAAGUUCUAUUAUUCAGUAUCUGCCAUAUAUAUUUUGAGUUUGUUUUUUGUUUACUCCACGAUAAUAAUCUUAGUUUGAUACGGUGACAAUGUAUUAUUACCUCGACCUGAAUUUUAGGGUUCUUGUAUUCCGAUGAUUUCUCGGUAAGAAACCAAAGCCCAAGAAUUGGACGGAACGUUGCAGGGCUGCGAUUUUAUUUUUCAAAACAAUGUUAAGCUCUAGGUCACUUGGAAGGGAAAAUGAACUGACCUUACGCUUCCAGGCACACACAAAAAAAAAAAAAAAAAAAAACCAAAAA